This is a messenger RNA of Leptopilina heterotoma, 578 nucleotides long. RefSeq lists its product as uncharacterized. The record is from RefSeq and is a predicted model, not a curated record. Bases 42 to 497 code for a protein of 151 amino acids. The transcript is spliced from 3 exons. Lineage: Eukaryota; Metazoa; Arthropoda; Insecta; Hymenoptera; Figitidae.
GCACGUGUAAAUUAAAGAAUGCUAAUGAACUUAUUCUGGAAAUGGCAUCAAACUUGCCAUUACUUCCAGUCAAUAAGUUUUUAGACGGUAUUGAUGAAAUAGAAAAGGAAAUAAACAAUUACCCUGAAAAGUACCACGAAAAAUUAAGAAAAUUCAUCAAAUAUCUGAGAAAAUAUUGGGGCCCGAAGAAAAAUAAUUAUUGUGUUGGAGAUCUUAUUCACAGAACCAAUAAUUUAAGUGAGUCGGCAAAUAAGAGACUUUUUACUCGAUUAGGAGGACUACAUCCAGGAAUCUGGAAAUUCAUAAUUUCUUUGAAAAAUACCAUUGAAGAUGAAGAGAUUCGAAUGAGAAAUUUAGAACAAGGAUUUGUAGAUGGAGAAUUCUUAACACGCAAUAAUAUCCAAAGAAAUAACAUAAUUCGAAAUGCUAUACAACGACUGGAAACCGGAUGGUCAAUCAAAGAAUUUCUAUGCAUGUUCAAUAAUGAGAGAGAGUAAUGAAUCAAUAACAUGUUUCAUAAUGAGUUAAUUAAAACAAAUAUGAAGAAGUAAAGUGAUUCAAAUACCUGCCAUCAUUGA